AGUGGAGAAUAAAGUUGCGCAGAAGAAGGGGAAGGAGAACCUCUCUUUAAUCCUUCACUGUCUCGGAGGCGUGACGCGAUGAUGAAGGAAAGGGUUUGGGUCCGGUACUCUGGCACAGUGCAACGCUUUGCUCUUGCUCCAGGAAGGAAGCUGGAUGUGCAGAAGAUUGCUAGUUUCUGGAAGCUGGAUGUUUCGACUCUGUGUGUUGGUACAGAUGUUCUUCAGGUGGACGGAGAAGGCAAGGGUCUGGAUGAUAUUGAGGAGGUCCGAGAGUGGGGUUUUGGUGAUGGAAAGUCCGAAGCAACGGCUCUUGAAGCUCGAGGCUGUCCAGUUGUUGCUGAUAAUGGAUUAUCUUAUGGUGGCUCACAGUAUCAAGCCUUUGCAAACGAAGUCUUUGAAAUGGUAAAGUCGAUGCCCGCGGACGAGAACAUAUUCAAGCCCCGUAAUGUCAUCCACUUUCCCGGUAGAAUUCCAUUUCUUGCGGACAGCAUGGAAUACAAAUCUCUCUGGGUGCACGAGGCCUAUCAUGACAUCGCAGCGGAAAUAAAGAACUUAACUGGAAAGGUGAAAAACAUCCACCUUGUAGGGACGCCAGGCAUUGGAAAGAGUGUUUUUGGGAUACUGUGGCUCGUCUCUCUAGCUCUGGAGAAGAAGGCCGUGGUAUAUCGAUGCAAAGACUGCCAGACAUGGAUUCUGUACAACUUUUCGGGAACUUGUCCGAGCACCAGAGUGUUUAGAAGCUACACCGAGGCUGGACAGUUCGUGAACUCGACCGUAUGGCUCAUUCUGGAUGGUCCUUCCAAGCCCGUCCUGCAUCCAGGUCCUUUGCUCCAGUGCGUGGCACUCGAUCGAGAAGAUGGUCCUUUCGAUUUUUCGAGCUGGUCAGGAGGAAAGGUUAUCUAUAUGGAAGACUGGAGCUUGGAACAGUGCGAGCUUUGCCUCGAGGAUCUCGGGCUAGACGUUGUCGACUUGGAACUCCGCUUCUUCUACGUUGGUGGCGUUCCCCGCUGCCUUUACAACUCGGGUUCUUAUACUUUGGGGGACUUGAAGAGCUCGGUCGACAACGCGGCCGUGCUGGUUAACUGGAAAUCGUUUCCCGAGAGCUGCUCAAACAGGCGAGAUAUGGAAAAGCUAGUACGGAACAGGUACUCGAGAAAGACUUCGGAUUCUUUCGAGGAAAACAGCUCAACAACUACAAAGUUGUACGUCCCUGCCUCGACGUACGCCAAAGACGUCAUACUAGCAGGUCUCGUGGAAACCAGUUUGACGGAACGAAUCAAGCUCAUCAACACUCCAGUGUCGGCUUUGGCUGGUUUACGAGAAGUCCCAUUCGAAAGAAUAGUGCACGAGGAACUAGGCCGGGGUGGUGCGUUCGUCAUGCGGAGCUUAGACGACGGGAAGAAAGAAUUCCGGAAAACGAUACGACCACAGCGAGCCGUUUGCCAGUACUUUGACAAGAGCUCGGGACAGACUUAUUUAUAUGCUGAGCUCUUCACGAGUCGUGGUCAGUUGCAUCACAAGGAUAAACUUCCUCUACAUUUUCUGGGAUGGGAGCACUACGUGAAGCCUGUGAUGAAGCCAGAGGGGACCGUUGAUUCCUUUUUGACGCCUGGGAGGACUGUCACUGGACUGAUUUUUCGAGUGGCAGUGACGCUGGAGAGCCCGAUCAAGUGGAAGUACGUUGGCAAAAUAAUCGAGUUUUUGGACGAUUGGUGUGAGAAGCAAGGCCGAGCUCCACCGCCGAAAUAUUGGUUCGUGCUGGUGGUACCAGAGAGAUUCUUCCCUCUGUUUACCAAGCAAGUGGCCGUGGAGGAGAUAUUUGCUCAGCGAUUGGAGCAGUUUGUUCUCUCGGUGAAGAUAUAAUCUUCCGACUUAGAAGGAGAAAGGAGGAAAAGAAAACAUAAAAAAGACAGAAACUUUGGAUCCUGCUCUGCUGCUGCUGCCAACGAACUUGGGUCUUCUCCGAGGCAAAUUGCUAGAGCUGUACGUGAACGUCUAAAUGCAAACACAUGACUUCAAGGGCUUUGGCAGCGGCAGGAUAUCUCAGACCUGUGAGUGAUGCAGCUGGAGCCGUGACGACAAGCAGUUGGCGAUGGAGAUGAUGGAGAUACGAGCUCCAUGGCGGACAAGAAUGCCAGAGCAACCAAGCAAGGAGCAUCACAAACGUACGAACAAUCGCCCGCGCUGGAGAACACUCGAAUGGAUGGAGAGGAGGAUAUCGGUGUCAGGCGGAGUCAAAAAUCGAGACGAGAAGAUAGGCAUGUAAGAAAAGCUGCCGUGCCAAAACAAAGGAGAGAGAUAGCAUCAACCGAUUCAAUGCAAAGCUCCUGUACACCAGGAAUAAUAAGGCGCGGGAAGAACAGGACUCGGAGAGAAAGAGAACCAAAGUCCACUGUUGCUGCUGCUGCUGCUGCUACUGCUACUGCUACUGCUACUGCUGCUUUCACAGUUGUGUUACAGGCAGGAUUGACAGCAAACCACAAAGGACUUGGAUACACCUCCAAACAAGAAACAACGCUGCUGCUGGCUGGAGUGCUAGAGCUGUUCUUGAGUCUCUUUCUUGGCUUCCUUUCUUUAUUAACUCUUUUGCUCAUCUCUUUUUUCUCUAUUUUUUCUUUUCUCUUUCUCUUUUUCUUGCAGGAAUGCUCAAAGCAAAUCUAGAAAGCAGGCAGCCAAUGCUAAGACCUUUCCAAACCACCAAAGCAAAGAGAGCUGCCUAUCUAUCUACCUACACUCUUUUUUUUGUGUGUGUCCAUAAGUUGGCCUCCAGCUGCAUUGUGCACACCAAAGCUGACAUCUCUCUUUCAACCAGAAAAAAACAUUAAAUUAUGGCUUAAAAUUUUCUA
This is a messenger RNA of Selaginella moellendorffii, 2846 nucleotides long. RefSeq lists its product as uncharacterized. The transcript is spliced from 7 exons. Lineage: Eukaryota; Viridiplantae; Streptophyta; Lycopodiopsida; Selaginellales; Selaginellaceae. Bases 79 to 1863 code for a protein of 594 amino acids. The record is from RefSeq and is a predicted model, not a curated record.